Molecule: messenger RNA, 5093 nt
Organism: Ceratitis capitata (Mediterranean fruit fly)
Lineage: Eukaryota; Metazoa; Arthropoda; Insecta; Diptera; Tephritidae
Gene: mfr
Product: otoferlin
Exons: 20
Coding region: 100-5067 (1655 amino acids)
Biological process (GO): plasma membrane organization
Source: RefSeq, a predicted model, not a curated record
AUCAAAAUUUAUUUUCGCAUCUUUUGAACACAAAUUUGAAAAGAAAAAUCAAUAAAAAUAUCAACGAAAAGCGUAAGAGAAAGCGAAUUCGGCACACAAAUGUUACCGAUCGCUCAAAAUGAUUGUUUUCUAAAUAUGAGUCAGGACUAUCUGAUCUGUACGACGAUACACAAAGCGCGACAAUUGGGUGUCUUCACGGGUGAGACUUUUGUGCGUGUUACGCUCGAUAAAGCGCAUAGAACGACGAAGCCUUACGCGCGUUCCGAGAAUCCAUACUACAAUGAGUAUUUUGUUUUCGAAAUACGCUGUACGCUAACCGAACUGCUACGUUUGACAGUCUUAUAUGAGGUGCGUAAGAAGAACGCAUGCAAGAAAACCAUCUCACACGGUGAACUACUGAUAGAUUUGCAGAGUGUGUGGAAUCAACCCAAUCGUUGUUUCUUCAAAAAAUGGGGUCGCCUCGAGGCCUCCAUCACGGAUGUGUCCAAUAUUACGCCAGGCGCAUGCAAAGGUUAUCUGCAGAUCGAUUUGGCAAUCGUCUCAGAGAGCUCUGAUCCGAACACGGUGUUGAGACCACACGAAGAGAUGUUGGAGUUGAAUAAAUGGCAAAUCAAUCAGGAUUUCGAUAAUAUUGAGAGAAAUAUGUUACAAAAUGCGGACCACACCAUGCAAUGCAAUAUCCGCUACAACGUCACACUCUAUAAGGCAGUGCUGACCAAAAAGAGUGACUAUCUCAUACAAUUUAGAUUCCAUCCUUUCAAGGGCAAGACCAACGUCGCCAAGGCCACCGCUCAACCGGAAUGGAAUUAUUCGGUGUGUUUCUCGUGGACCUACCCGUCGCUGUCGCAAACUUUUGUCGUACAAAUACUCUCACAUGAGCAUCUACAAUGGAAAGCUAUUGCUGACUAUGAGAUACAUUUCGAUGAGAUCGCUUUUAAAGAUAAGCCCGCCUUGGGACCAACUUAUGUACACUUUUACGAUCAAAGCAAUUCUCUGCAAUAUUUGGGUCGUCUUUUGGUUGAGGUAGUCUCGGAAUGCUUGCCCGCCGGUCCGGCGCGCGAUCUAUUGACCAAACCGGUUGCUCCGCUAGAGGAAAAACGUUGGUGGCAGGAGGAAACCUUCUUAGUAGAAUUUCUGCCGUUACAGGGUGAUUUUAUACAUGGAAAUUUUAGUAACUGUAAAAUCUCUAUGAAGUUGGCAGAGAACUCCUCCAACUACGUGGAAUGUUUUUUGAAAAGUUAUUCGAGCAAAAAUAUGUCCAGUGGCACGAGCUUGAAAUAUUUCCGCCAGGAGGCGCCCUACAAAGCGGUAUACUUAACAAUCACGAUGCCGGAUAAUCGUUACAAGUUCGAUAGUGAUUACUACAUGCAAGAGAUCUUGGACUUAAUAGAAUCCGAACUCGCCACAUUCAAACUCUUUCAAAUCAAAUACACCAAUCAGUUCGUGUUACAGUCCAAAUGUUUCAAGGCCAUCAUAAUGAACUUACAGAAUAGAUUGAAGGAGGGCGUCGAAGAUAAGCGGCUAGAGUAUACAGGCUUCAAAGAGACCACGAUGUGGGACACAAAUCGUUUGGUUUAUGUGAACUCGUUUUUUGAAAAGCUACCGGAAAAGUUACGUGCCAUGCGUCACAAGCUCAAAACCGCACCAGCUAUGCUCAUCGAAUCGACUAUCGCUGAAGUUUUGGAUCAAAUGGUUUUCCACACCAAUGAGCUGAAGAGUCUUUUGGCCACCACACGCUUGCAGGACGAAUGGCCUACACUUCUGAUUAUGCUCAGCGUGUCGGGGAAGAAUGAUAUUGCUGUUUGUCGUUUGAAUGCUAAGUACUUUCUGAAUGCACCGAAGGACAAACAACAGAGUUCGAAUAGUUUGUGUUGGCGCAUGCGAAAUUUUAUAUUCAAGGACAUUCACUGCCAGCAUAGCUGCAUUAAUUGCGGCUGUAAUGUAGGCAUUAUACAAGGCUCACUCGGCAUUGUCGUGGACAGUGAACGUACCGAAUAUCUGGCGACCAUUACUAGCGAUUGGAAGCAAACCGAACUUUAUUACUGGUCACCUAUUGUACACUAUACGGUUUUUAAAUGUCGCAUUUUCAUACAUCAAGCCAAAAUACGGCCGGGCAGCGAUAGUAGCGGUCUCUGUGACGGCUACCUCCGCAUUAUCUUCGGUUCACAGUGGGCACAGACAUCCAUCGAAGAGGGCACACUCUCACCCAUAUGGAAUUGUGUAAUUUGCUUCGAUAUGCUCGUAUUUCCGGGCAGCUUACAAUGGUACGCGAAGAAUCCACCGCUCGUCGCUAUCGAAUUGUACGAUCGUGAUCGUUUAACUGCAAAUGAUUAUGUGGGUUGUGGUAGUGUGACAGUGUCGGUGAUAAGCUCAAAUGAUGCUGACGAUAGUGCACGUGAGGAACCGGAAAAGUUCAAGCCAAAUAAAAUGGUGAAGACGAGAACUGCAAUGCAGAAAUAUCAAAAGCUUAAAGUACUUAGUCCACCACCGCUCACGUGGGUGCCUAUCGCACAGCAUGGCAGUGUCAGAGCCGAAGUGUUGAUGUCGGCAGAACUUGUGGAGACGACUGAAGAGAUUGGCAAAAUGGAAAUGGCUGAACCGAACAUUACAACGGGCAUACCGACGAGCAUAAGGCCCAUCAUGAAGAACUAUGUGUUGGAGGUGGUCUUCAUUGGUUUUAGAAACUAUACAAAAACUACUUUCGGCGGCAGACAUCGGAUCAAAGUCAUGAUGGGUGAUUUACUAUUGACCAGUGGACUCUCAUCGACCCGCCUGAAGAACAGCAUAAACUUUUUAGUGAUUUUUGCCUCUGGCGUUGUGAGUCUGCCCGAACAACUCGAAUAUUGGCCGGCCAUCAUAGCCACCGAUGUAUCCGUUUCAGCCAAGGGUGCCGAGACUACAUUGGGCGCCGUUCUGAUACCAGAUUCAAAACGUUUUCUACAAGUAGAUAAAUCUGUCAAAUGCAUACCGGCAAUGCCUAGUGAUGGAGAUGCGACAACGUUACAAAUUGGUGAGAUGCAAGAUAAUGAAGCUGCGCCUUUGCUACGUAAAGAAAAGCCGACUCUAAUGCAGCGAACCUUGGGUGUUUUCAAAAGAAACAAAGAUCCCGCCAAAUUGCCACCAAUCGAUAAGAUGGAUUUAGCACAAAUUAUCGAUGAGACACAAUACAAUUGGUGGACGAAGUACUACAAUUCCAUAUACACUUAUCAGGAAACUGGUGACCUCUCACAUCUUUACAAGCACAGUUUGAUCAUUUAUUCCAACGAAUUGGAGCGUCAAGCGGAUCUUAGUUACAUGCAUGACUGGGCUGAGCCCGUUAAACUGGUGCAUGGCGUCAAAUACAAGAAGAACUCUAUGCCCAAAGAGGAGAGUUAUGCAACCCUUAAACUCAACAUUAAGCUCGUGCCGUGUAAGUGUGGCACAAACGACGCAGGUGAUGGCAUUAUGUUGCGUCCACUCGCCGCCGCAUUAAAUCCACGCUACCAAGCCGAGUUGCACACGCUCACUGAUCUUACGAAGAUCAUAGUGCGUGUGUAUGUCGUGCAGGGUGUGCAAUUGCGGCCACACGACAAAAGUACCAAGUCGGAUGCUUAUGUGCGCCUGCAUUUGGGUGGUAAGACUAUAGCGAAUCGCGCACACUAUGUGCCCAAUGAGAGUAAUCCGGUGUUUGGGAAGUGUUUUCAAAUGGAUGCCGUGCUGCCAAGAGAUAACAUGCUGGAGGUAUCGAUUUUCGAUCGAAAUUUAUUCACCGAUGAUUAUAUCGGUUCCACUUACAUUGAUUUGGAAGAUCGCUGGCGUACGAGACAUCGCGCUGCUGUGGGCAUACCACGGGAGUACUCAAAAAACGGUUACAAUAAAUGGCGUAAUAUUGCUACACCCUUCGAAAUACUCGCAGAACUUUGUUCCAAAUCCGACUUGCCAGCACCGAAAUUCCUUGAGAAUCGUAUUGAAGUGGAUGGUUUGAAGUUUAAGGAUGAAACACGUCUUGCUUUAGGUGAGGAGCUGCAGGAGCGCCUAAGUCUAACCGCACUACAUCACUUGGAUCAGCUACCAUCGUUUGGCUAUAAAUUGGUACCGGAGCAUGUCGAAACAAGAACGCUAUAUCGACGCGAUUGUCCCGGUAUAGAACAGGGCAAAAUCCAACUAUGGAUUGAACUAUAUGAGGGCAACUUAAAUAUACCACCACCUAUCGACAUCACACCCCAUCCCCCGCAAGUAUACGAACUGCGCGUCGUAGUCUAUGGUUGCACGGACCUUACUUUGGACGAACGGAAUAUUUUUGGCAAAAAGAUGAGUGAUGUGGGGGUGAAGGGUUGGUGUGCUGAUAAAGACCAGUCUCAAGCCACCGAUAUCCAUUACCGUUCAUUCAACGGUGAGGCUGCGUUUAAUUGGCGGAUGGUCUUCCCGCUCAAAUACUCCGCCAAUGAGGACAUGAUGGUCAUUAAAAUGAAGAGCGGCGUACUCAAUGAAUAUGAAGUGAAACAUCCACCGGUGCUCUACCUUCAAGUUUGGGAUAAUGAUUUAAUCACAAAGGAUGAUUUUCUCGGCAUGCUCGAACUGAAUUUGUCGAAUUUCACAGAACCCUGCACGAAUCGUCGCUUCUGUACGUUGACUAACGAUUUUGCAGGCAUUAAAUUGCCUGAGCCUUUGGCACGCUUGCAUGGCAUUGCACAACGUCGUCGACCGCCGGUGAAUUUAUUUGCUAAGAAACGUGUACGCGGUUGGUUUCCCUUGCAUGGACAGGUCGAUCAAAUGUCUAAGGAUAAACGGUUAAAGGAGCAAAUGCGUAUGCAAACUGGUAAAAUCGAACUUGAAUUGGAGAUCCUCACCGAGGCGGAGGCCGCUUCAAACCCCGUCGGUACUGGUCGCAAUCCACCAAAUGCACUCGCCAAUCCCUCACGUCCCGAUACCUCUUUCAAUCCAUUUACGAAUCCCUUAAAGGCUUUCCAUAAAGUUUUGCUGCCAGUUAUUGUCAAAGGUCUCAUCAUUUUGGGCAUCAGCGCUAUUAUUAUUCUGGUUGUUGUGCAAUUCUUCUCGAACUUGCCGAUGAAGUUGUUGGGCUUGUAAUUAAUUUAAAUAUUUAUUUUAUCUUA